Ilex paraguariensis (yerba mate) is the source of this 790-nucleotide messenger RNA. NCBI's taxonomy places the organism in Eukaryota, Viridiplantae, Streptophyta, Magnoliopsida, Aquifoliales, Aquifoliaceae. The record is from the annotation of a GenBank genome assembly.
CACAAGAGAAUGAAGAUAAAAUGUUGGUACAAUGCUCCAGGAGCUGAUACCAGUAAUGGUGCGGAACAUCUUAAAGAUCCCGAGGUUCCUGAAUGCUCGGAUAUACAGCCUCUGGGAGAUUCAGCUCUAAGACCUGUGCAAACAACUUCCUGGAAGAGCUGCUGUGGGCUGUUUGAGUUGUUGACAGGCUCCAAUAAAUGAUUUCAGGUUGGAAUUUUUUACAAUAGUACUGCAUUUGAUUUGUUUCUUCAUUUCUGGCUAUAUAGUGUGUUUUCCUUUAGUUUAAAGUUCUAAAACUUUAUUGUCUAUUAGCUAAAAUAGGCUGCUUUUUCAAACUCAUUUGUCUUUGCUACUGUUGUAUAUGUUAUGCUCUUUUUGAUCAGCAACAAUAAAAAUUUUCCUAUGUAUCAAUUUGUUCCUUUCAAAACAUAUACAUGUAUGCUAAAAACAACAUUGUACAAAUCGGUCAUGUGCACAGGGGGGUUCCACGACAGUAAAAUGGGUUGCUUAAUUAGAUUUUUGGUGGCUACUGUUGACCAAAUUUAGAAUGAUGUUGGUCAAGAUGUGGGAGUUGCUUUAUGAGAUUUUGUCGCCAAAAGACGAAACAAUGUUACCUGGUACGACACCACCUUGGUAUCUGAUUUUGUGGGACGCUAUGGUAUGUAGUAUAGGUUCGUAUACAUGAUACGACACUUUAUUACGUACGCGAUACGAUAGAAGUAGGUUUAGUUGGUACGGUAUUUUAGGUCACAAUUCGUUUUAGAACUCUUAUGUAAAUCGUUUUCACUAU